Molecule: messenger RNA, 849 nt
Organism: Penicillium brevicompactum
Lineage: Eukaryota; Fungi; Ascomycota; Eurotiomycetes; Eurotiales; Aspergillaceae
Exons: 4
Coding region: 1-849 (282 amino acids)
Source: RefSeq, a predicted model, not a curated record
AUGUCUCCUGAAGAGAAAGCCGAUGCUACAGGAAGAUACUUCUUGCCUCGCAAUGUUGAAGAAGCCGAGCGCAUGCAAAACCAGCACGAGUGGCUGAAAGGUGGUGCUGACGGUCUUGUAUUGGCCCCAAUUGACCUCAAGCGUCAUGGUAUGCGUGUUCUCGAUGCCGCUACUGCCGAUGGGUACUGGAUGCAAGAUGUGAGACCGGUCUUUCCGGAGGGUACCGAGUUCCUAGGAUUCGAUAACGCACCAGAAGGUUACCCGCCGCUGGACUCAAACCCUCCCCUUGAGAUUGUCAAGCAAAGUCUGGUAGAGGAAUUCCCGACCGAGUGGAGCAAUGCGUUUGACUUUGUCCACCAGCGAUUCGUCAUCCCAUUGUUCAAGGCCGAAGAAGUACCUUUGGUAUUGUCCAAUCUGACCGGAUGCGUCAAGCCUGGUGGAUGGAUUCAGCUCGUGGAAAUGGACUUCCAGACCCCGGUUUCUGAGCCAAUCGAGGAGUGCAAGGCAGUUCAAACGGUCCACAAGUUGACUAGUGGGGUGGUGUCGGACCCUCUCGCUGCCACCAAGCUUGCUGGCCGACUCAGUGAGAAUGGAUUCGUGAAUGUUGGAUACAAGGCUGUGGAUAUGGUCGCUGGCUCGGCCAAUGCCGAUCCCGAAAUGGGCAAGCGAGGUGCUCGUAACAUGUUGUCGGUGCUUGGAUUCUUCCAAUCUGUUGCCAAGCCUGAGAUGAUUGGGCUGACACAGGAGGAGUGGGCGGAGUUGCCCCAGAAGUUUGCGGAGGAAAUGGAGAAGCACAAAGUCGCGCUGCGGGUCUACUUCGUCUGGGGACAAAAGCCAGAAAGUGCCUGA